UCCGCCUCCUCCCCUGCCGCCUCCUCCUCCUCCUCCUCCUCCUCCCUCGAGCAGCAUGAAGAGAGCUCUCGGGCCCCUCGCCAUCGUCGCCUACCUCCUCACCCUCCCGCUGCUCGCCUUCGGCAUCUGGCUCGUCAGCACCCACGACUACGACUGCGAGGACCUCCUGCGUGCGCCCAACGUGCGCGUCGCCGUCGGCGUCGGCCUUCUGCUCAUCCUGCUCAUCAGCAACUUCGUGGUGUACUAUGGCGCCAAGGUGCUGAUGCCCGGCCACAUGGUGCUCUCGGUGGUGCUCGUCAUGAUGCUCACCGCGGGGCUGUCCCUCGUCGGCUUGUACAAGAUGGAGGCCCGAGGCCUGCCCGAGACGCCGCUGUGGCUCCGCAACCGACUUCUCGACGUUGACACCUGGAACGACGUCAAGACCUGCCUCUACGACGACAUGAUCUGCCAAGACCUGACAUAUCGAACCAUCCAAAUGACUUCGAACGAUUUCAACAUGAUGAAAUUAUCCACCAUCGAGUCGGGAUGCUGCAAGCCAUCGGCUGUGUGCGGAAUGGAGUACGUGAACGCCACCAACUGGAGAGUGGGAAGGAACCGCACGAGGGAGAGCACACCACUGACAAAUCCAACCGCAUCAUUUGCCUCCUUCAAUGACUGCCGUGCUUGGAACAAUCAACCCAACGUGCUUUGCUACGACUGCCAAUCAUGCAAGGUUGCGUUCUUGAAGGUGAUCACCUCCAGGUGGAGGAAAGUUGGUGCGUUUCUCAUCGUCAUGUCCAUGCUAUUUCUUGUCGUCCAUGUCAUGCGCUUCAUCGUCUUGCUGUUGGAGAGGUACAAAUCUUAGACGCUGUGAUCGUAGUAGGUGUUGGAGGCUCUUUCGCUUGCUUCCCCACUUCCAUGAAACUUGUGCUGGUUAGUCUUAGGUGUUGUCUCUUAGUUUGC
Musa acuminata AAA Group (dessert banana) is the source of this 942-nucleotide messenger RNA. Its product is annotated as tetraspanin-15-like. NCBI's taxonomy places the organism in Eukaryota, Viridiplantae, Streptophyta, Magnoliopsida, Zingiberales, Musaceae. Gene Ontology annotation, cellular component: plasmodesma; plasma membrane. The coding region runs from base 56 to 844 and encodes 262 amino acids. Gene Ontology annotation, biological process: auxin-activated signaling pathway. The transcript is spliced from 2 exons. The record is from RefSeq and is a predicted model, not a curated record.